AUGUACGACUCCCUGGUGUAGACUUUGUCAGAACUAGAAAGGAACCGACGGAUACUUAUUAUUUUGCUUUCUUUGACCAUGUACCAGUGGUGGCUCUCGCCUCUGCUACCAACAGCAGUGUAGCACCAUGCUGACGUUCGGGUGCAUGCAGCAGGCGAGCAAUUAUUUUUUUCUCUACCAUCAAGCAAUAUGGUAGAGCGCCUACGUUUACUAUGCCGGUUUGGACAGCUGCAUGCUCGCCGGAUGGUGGGCUUAUUCAUUGCCCUCAUGGCUGUUGCUUUGUUUGUCCACCUGGUUACGCUUUCAGAACAAUCGCAGCAUUUGCUAGAUUUGUGUGUUGGAGUUCCUGCUGCCAAAUAUCCAGAAGCAUCACGAAUCGAUGGAUAUUGCAACGAUGUAAAUUCUAUUACAGUGGACAGUGAUGAUGGGAGAGAACUGGCAUGCCUAACAGAGGCCGGCGAGUACCACCUGGUGCAAGUAGUAGGAUUGUAUCGACAUGGCCAACGUGCUCCACUCAAACACGUGAAGCAUCUUAGCAAUUUGGAGAAGUUUGUCUGUGGGCUGCCAAGUAUGGGAGGUGGAUGGUCCGGACUGGACGACGUCCUGUUGAAACGUCUCUCCUCAAAUGGUAAAGGAGUGAGUGGCCAGUUAACUUUCCCAUUGCAUCCUGGAAAAGGUGAAAUGGCUUGCCAGUUGGGGCAGAUGACCAGUGUCGGUUUUCAGCAGCUAUCAGCACUUGGCGAGCACUUUCGCCGCCGCUAUGUGGAGAGCGGUGUUAUUGCUGGCCUGGGCAAGAACAUGCGCGCAUCAAACGUGCAAGUCCGCUCCACAGCUGCAAACCGCUGCAUGCGCAGUGCGGCUGCUUUUCUGACUGGCCUACUGACGGAUCAGGAGGUUAGCGUCUACGUGCAUGUAGACGGUAUGUUUAGGGUCUUAUCUCACGGUCUUCAUACUGCUGCCGACAUGUUUAAAGGUGUCGAUCUGAAGUGCUCUCGUCACUUAUCGACUCUGAGUAGAACAGUAGCCAGUAGCAGUGAGUAUCGAGCCAUGGUUGAGACGAAGCUAGAACCAGUCAUGUCCAGCUACUCCAAGUUGCUCGAUACAGCCCGGGAGAGCAUGCCACUGUUGAUGGAGAUCUGUGACAAUGUACAAAACCAGCAGUGCAUCAAGACCGAGUCCAAGCCAUCGGAUUGUCCGGACCCUGAACAUUGUGUAUCGCAGGAGUUGCUGCACCAAACCCUGGCAGCAUGUGAUGCAGCGUUUGCAUUGAACUACUCCUUAGCCCACUCCAAAUAUCUUGCUCACCCGCUCCUGCAACAAAUAGUUCUUGAAAUGGAGAAACGUCUUGAGCAGAUCCAAGUCAAUCCCACUGUUCAGAACUAUGACACGCCCUUCGUUCUAUUCUUUGGUCAUGAAACCACUCUCUUAGCUGUCUUGACUGCUCUGCAUUCGUUCGACGGAGUUUGGCCACCCCUAGCCUCCCGUCUUUUGUUUGAAGUUUGGCGAUGCCGCCUGCCUGGCUGUGCUCUGCACAAGGUCCGUAUUCUGUUCAAUGGCAAGGCGUUGCAGGGAGAGCUGACAGAUGCUCAAGGCUUCAUUAACUUCCCCGCCUUCACAAGACAUAUUGAGCAGCAUCAUAGUGACUUUGUUCGUGAAUGCAGCGCUUGACGUCACUUUCUCCGACUCUGGUUUUUAUCGAACUCCCACAACUACUUUUUUUUUUUUUCAAUAGAAACGUUUUCUAGGGAUAUCUGUCUCCGGCCGUAUGUGGUAUUGAAAAGGUUCAAGCUUUACGUCGCCGUGAUGUAGAUUAUUUCCUCGUGUUAGUAUUGAUUAUGUGAUCCUUGACUGGUCCUAUAUUA
Messenger RNA from Sycon ciliatum, 1862 nucleotides. Its product is annotated as lysophosphatidic acid phosphatase type 6-like. The coding region runs from base 190 to 1668 and encodes 492 amino acids. The record is from RefSeq and is a predicted model, not a curated record. Gene Ontology annotation, biological process: dephosphorylation. Gene Ontology annotation, molecular function: phosphatase activity. NCBI's taxonomy places the organism in Eukaryota, Metazoa, Porifera, Calcarea, Leucosolenida, Sycettidae. The transcript has a single exon.